Molecule: messenger RNA, 546 nt
Organism: Coregonus sp. 'balchen'
Lineage: Eukaryota; Metazoa; Chordata; Actinopteri; Salmoniformes; Salmonidae
Source: the annotation of a GenBank genome assembly
AGGACAGAACCUGGGAGCUCACUGGGGGUGGUAAACACGGACAUGAUUGAUUGAUUUAUUGAUUGAUCGAUGAACAAAUUAAACAUGAGAUUGAUGUUUGCUGUAUUGACAUUUGACACCGCAGCAUCAAUAUUGCAUCCCCAUUAAGACAUAUGGUGUAAUAUAUUAUAUAUGCAUGUUUGUAUUGAGAAAUGAAACACAAAACCAAUGUACGGUAUUGCUGUGAGACCAAACUGUGUCCCAAAUGGCACCAUAUUCCCUAUAGGUCCUGGUCAAAAGUAGUGCACUAAAUAGGGAACAGGGUACUAUCUGAAACGUUAUCCUGUUCUUGUAAAUGUUUAAACUUGUCAGUGUAUGUCUGUGUCCAGGCCACGCCCCCCCACGUCCCAUGUGCAGGCCUGGUAUGAUGAGGUGAGGGACUAUUCCUUCCCUUACCCCCAGGAGUGUAACCCCUAUUGCCCCUUCAGAUGUUCCGGCCCGGUCUGCACCCACUACACACAGGUAGGCAGCAGAUCAAACCACUGUCGGGAAAUUAGGGAGAAACUU